This is a messenger RNA of Dendronephthya gigantea, 557 nucleotides long. Its product is annotated as G2/M phase-specific E3 ubiquitin-protein ligase-like. Bases 80 to 532 code for a protein of 150 amino acids. The transcript is spliced from 3 exons. Gene Ontology annotation, molecular function: ubiquitin-protein transferase activity. NCBI's taxonomy places the organism in Eukaryota, Metazoa, Cnidaria, Anthozoa, Malacalcyonacea, Nephtheidae. The record is from RefSeq and is a predicted model, not a curated record.
AUGUCAAGUCACAAAUGAAAAUAGACUUUCUGUUGUCCAAGCAAUAAUUGCACAUUGCGCUGUAGUGAAAAAUGUGCCUAUGUUGGAGCAGUUCGUUAGUGGUCUAAAAACUCUUGGUGUAAUUGAUGUUAUCAGACGUUAUCCAGACAAGUUUUUACAGCAUUUUGUUCACUGUGCAAAGACUAAAACGCGAGAAUAUUUAAAGGGAUUAUUAAAGUUGAAAGAAACUGGGAUUGAAGCUAGUGGUUUGGCAGUGUUUAACAUGUUACAGAAAUUUGUGGAAGAAUGCUCUGAAGAAGAUAUUGAUAAGUUCAUAAAAUUUUCAACGGGCUGUUCUUACGUUCUUCCCCCACCAACGGAAAAUAUUGUCGUAGAAGUAUCACCAGAUGCGGCAAGUAUUUUUGCGUCUACUUGCCUAUUCAAGCUGGUUUUUCCAUCAAGGUUCAGCCAAGAAAGUUAUGAGCUAUUUAAAGCAGCAGUGUUAGGUGUAAUUUCCACCACCAGGAAAGAUAAAUCGUUUUCUCUUCCAUGAAUAUUGUUGAACUUAUCCUUUAAAG